Molecule: messenger RNA, 3123 nt
Organism: Diaporthe citri
Lineage: Eukaryota; Fungi; Ascomycota; Sordariomycetes; Diaporthales; Diaporthaceae
Exons: 1
Coding region: 1-3123 (1040 amino acids)
Source: RefSeq, a predicted model, not a curated record
AUGUCCUCCUUGCUGCUCCGUGUGCCAAAGAAGGCAGCCCUGACAGCCCUGCGCGGCCUGAUAGCCGGAACCUCAUGCACCCUCCUCCUGGUCACCGAGGACCGCCGUCGCCGCAUCAAUCAAGCCCGCAGUGCCAUAGAAAACGCCGAGAAGCUCUGCUUGGUGAAGCAGUACCAUGCGACAAGGUCCGCGCUCCAUCAAGAGCCUGCGCACCUCUCCGCCCUCGAGAGCCUGGAAGAGGCUGCGUACAAGGAGCCAAAAUGGAGCAGUCACAAGAGCUUGAAAUCUCGCCACAAAAACGCACCGGAAGACGACUGGGAGGGAAUAACCCCAACAAUCGGACAAAGCAAUCAAAGUGGGCAUCCGAGUGACGUGCGUGGCCAGCCUCGUCGCCACUACCGUCCCAAAGCAGGCCAGUUCAGCCGCAUGAGGAAAUCGACAGCAGCAUUGCGCCCGGUCCCCGUUCAUCCAGAACCCGCCAGUCAAACCGUCACUUUCCCCAAGCUAGGUGUCGACGAGAAUGUCAGGCGAAUAAGAGAAGCGGUCAUACUAGGCGAUGCUCGAAGCCUUGAGGCUGCCGUUGGUAUCCUGCAGAAGACCGUUCAAAGAAUCGGCCUCACGGAUCUCGACAAGACCAUGCUCGUCGAUGCAGCUGCACCACUUUGCCAGAAAUGCCAGGAAGUAGGCAUGUCGGAUCAUUGUGAGGAAAUACUACUGUGUGCUGUUGCGCUUGGGCCCAUGUCUGGGGACCAGUACUAUGCAUUCAACCCGCAGCCCAUGAUCGAAUCGGCUGUUGCUGCUACAGAAUCCACAUUGAGCAGAAGCGAGGCUUCCGGUACCGAGGACAAGGCUCGCCGUGCCGCAAAGCAGAAGCUCAACCGAGCUUUGUCUUUGUUCAUGCCGCGCUUCAGAGACAAGACUUAUGCCAGCCCUCGCUCGAGCGAUUGGCAGCAGAAUGCCGAGAAACUGAUGCAACUGGCUUUCGAUCUCGACUUGACUGACCAGGCCGCAGACGUAUUCUGGCGCAUCCAAUUUUACGGCGGGGACGCGGAUGCCUCGGUGACAUGGCAGUUUCUGACGCGUCUUUCCGAAAAGAAAGACUUCAACCGCGUCGUCAACACCUUCAGUUUGACGCGCCACAAGCUCCCCCAUUGUUCCAGCCAGUUAUGGUACGACAUUGGCAGUCUUGUGACUGAUGCUGUCGAAGCUGCCCCCAAGCAGAAACCGUCGAAGGUGCUGCUACAAUUACUGGGACAGUGCCCAAAGGAUUACCAUGUUCGGACGACAUGGGCCACCAAACUCCUUUAUUGCCACUGGAAGCGGGGCCAGGACUUCGAGGCAACACGAGGUCUGUUUCGCGAAUUCGAGAAUAUCCACGCAGGCAGAUUGGGAUUCAGGUUAGUCCGUUUUCCGGAUGGCGUUUACCGCGUCAUGCUGCAAAUUGCCGUGGAGGCAGAACAAUGGCAGACCGUGGAUGAACUUCUCGCCCGACUGCAGCAGAUAAAGCCGUCGUCGUGUAAGGAUGCUCGCAUACUCGGCCUCCUCGCCUUGGCAAAGGCCAAGGUCGGCGACUGGAACGGGGUAUGGGCAGAUUUCAAGAACAUGGAAGUGAAGGAUCGCAUUGACGACGUCUUCGUUCCUGUUCUCAAGGAGUUCAUCAAGACACACACAAUCAGUGAAACGGAAGAGUUCAUGAAAGCCUACAUAGCCGACUUGAAGGUGCCGGUCUGUCGGUAUAUGGUCAACGUGGUCGCCAACCAGUAUGGCGCGAUCCGCAAUGUUGAACUUUUCGUCAACUGGCUUGACUACUGUAGUCAGGCCGGCUUCGAGGUCGACGCCGCCUUCAGCAACGCCAUCCUCGUCAAUUGCAAACGCAGAUGGGACUUUAGCUUUGAGGAACUGAGAGUUGUCUAUUGCAAACUGAAGCUGCUCAGCCGGAACUUUGUCGACAGUUGGACUGAAAACACUAUGGUCAUCGCAGCGAUGAAAGUCAGGCAUCAUACCAGGUCGGCAUACCGCAGGAACAUCACGCUUUUGGGCAUGAAGAGUCGAGGCGUCUCUUCUGUGACGAAAGGCACAACGCCGGAAGACGUGCGGAUCGAAAUGAAGGAAGCUAUGACUCUACGCACCUAUAGGACGGUUUGUGGGAUCUACAAGGCAGCCCUUGCUCGAGGACUCACGCUCGACGGUGGCCAUGUGCGGCUGGCUGUCAAAGCCCAGCUCAAAGUCGACCGAGGGAAUCCACAAACGGUUUUCGACAUAAUCGCUGCGGCAAAAGCGAGAGGGGUGGAUGUUAGCACGACAAUAUCACCAGUGUUCUUCGGUCUGUUGCGACAAGUCUCGCGAGGGGAGAAGGUAGACAGAAACGACUGUCUGCGCCAGGUUCAGAACCUGAUCGGCCGAUUUGAGUCAAACGGACUCAGCCUCCCACCCGCAGCUUUCACGCGCGCCGCGCACGUCUGCAUGGGAGCGCGCCACUUCCAGGGUGCGAUAUCGCUUGCCAUGUCCGGUCUAGAGCGCAAGGGUGUGUUGUACCCUUGGGACGGCCCGACCUUCUCGCUCUUCUUGCUGGCCUUCACGCACAUGGUUGAUCUCAAGGGCAUGAAGUGGACCAUUACAGGGGCGUGGCAGGAGCCUUACUUCCAUAAGAAGACCGUGCUGAGAGCGCUCAAGGAUUCACGUGGCUUGUUGGCCAAGUCUAUCCAGACGAAUGAUGUUCAGAAGGCGGUUGGGGUGCUCGACAUGGCCCUGGACCUGGUGUUGCGAGUGCGUGAUGCUCUGGCCACAGAGCGCAAGAACCUGGAGAAAGACACGAUGGAGAUUAUGAGGCAGGCGGCGCUAGAAGCCAACCAGCGGGCGCUGAAUGGCCAAGGCCCAGAAGGAGGUGGCGGCGGUGGCGUUGACCCAGAGUUCGCCAGAAAACGGGAUGAGCUCCUACGGGAGUUCGAUGAACAGCAAAGGCGCGAGGAGGAGGCCGAGAGGCUGCAGCUCGCUGCAAGGGAGGCUGAGAUGAGGGACAGGGCCCUGGCUUCCGAGAGGUUCGAAUUCGAGCAGGCUGAAGAGGCCGAAGAGAUGGAAAGGAUGAUGACGGAGAAGAAGUACGAUAUCGCCGGGGGAUUCUGA